Molecule: messenger RNA, 1605 nt
Organism: Fusarium odoratissimum NRRL 54006
Lineage: Eukaryota; Fungi; Ascomycota; Sordariomycetes; Hypocreales; Nectriaceae
Exons: 3
Coding region: 1-1605 (534 amino acids)
Source: RefSeq, a predicted model, not a curated record
AUGGCCAAUACUCUUUCCAUCAUAGGACCUUCGAGACUUUGUAGUGUCUGCGACCUGGCCCUGAAAAGCAAUGUCCCAGGCACCUUCCAGCCGCAUCAUAAGAGCGGCGUUGAGCUGGAACAGGCUUCAGAAAUUGGCUGUUACAUUUGUGGCACGAUCCGACAUAGAAAUACGUGGUCAAGAAGGUGUGGAGAGUGCCGUUCAAGCUCUUUUCACUCUGUCAUAAACCUUUAUAAUGCCGGUUUCGAGGAGACUCUAGAAGGACUGGUCAUUGGGAAAAUGCCGAGUGGCUGUUGCUGGCUUUUCCAGCUUUGGAAGGAACCUGGUAUUCCUCCCAGCCCUGUCCCAGGUUACAAACCGACAAGAUUAAUCGAAAUUAUCGAUGCCUUCCAUGUCCGCCUUGUUCUGCCAGGAAGUCUUCCUGUUGAGUCAGUAAGCUAUGUCGCAUUUUCCCACUGCUGGGGAAAGGUUGAAGCGAUUAAGCUUUUGCAAAGCAAUCUAGGCCUAUUUCAUCGUGGCAUUAAAACUCGACAUCUUCCUAAUUCCUACCAAGAGGCUGUUCAGCUAUGUCUCCAGAUGGGUCUCAAAUACAUUUGGAUAGACUCUUUGUGCAUUAUUCAGGAUUCUCUGGCUGACUGGACACAAGAAGCCAAGGACAUGAAGCGGGUCUACGAGCAUGCAAUAUUCAACCUGUGCUCUGCUACAGCGUCUGACAGCUCUGGAAACAGCUUUGUGGCCCGCCGUGCAUACCUCCUCAAACCUCAGCGUUUGAGGAUCCAUGGCGAAGUCUUCCAGUUUGUCUGUGAUGAUUUGCUGCAGGAUGACAUCACAUAUUGCACCUUGCGUUCCCGGGCAUGGGUCUAUCAAGAAUGGUAUCUUUCCAAGCGCUCGCUAAUCUUGGGCUCGCACCAGCUUUGGUGGCACUGUAAGGAACAACUCGCGUGUGAAAUAUGGCCACUUGGGACACCAAAGGCCAACCGGGGAAUGUGGUGGAGGGAAGUGCAGAUGCUCAAGGAGUCAGCACCAGCGGGAGACUCAAACAGUAUGGACGCCUGGAGUCAGCGUGUUGAAGCAUACAUGAGGACCAAGUUGACCAGAGAAACUGACCGCAUGGUUGCAUUCUCAGGAAUUGUCCAAUCUUUUGGCCAGUCUUGGCAAUUGACCCAAGAUUAUCUUGCCGGCCUUUGGCGAUGUCACCUGCCAGCAGCACUCUUGUGGAAAGUUACAUCUUCAGCACAGAGAUCAACUACAUAUACUGCAGCAUCAUGGAGCUGGGCGUCUCUUGCUGGAGAUUGUCUGGUUGAUACAGACAAGGACAUACUUCAUGAACCGUGCUUCAUCACUGUCGAGCAAAUAAUGCCCCUGCGUGUACCAGGACCAGAGGGAUUCCCCACGGGGGGAGCAGUCACGCUCAGUGGUUAUUUGUUUGAAGUUGUCUAUCGAUCUGUCGGGCUUUUCAUGGGCAGAGGAGACUUCACGGUUCCCGGAGACCAAACGACAGGUGGUGAACUCUACCUUGAUGAAGGAUCAGAGAAUGAGCUAUUUGUCUCAUACUUGGAGGCACCAGACCUCGAUGAUCUUGGUGGAUGGCUGGAAGCCUAUUGA